This is a messenger RNA of Penaeus vannamei (Pacific white shrimp), 2433 nucleotides long. Its product is annotated as protein FAM177B. Lineage: Eukaryota; Metazoa; Arthropoda; Malacostraca; Decapoda; Penaeidae. The record is from RefSeq and is a predicted model, not a curated record.
CGAGGGCGGGGUUGGCCCUUGACAGAACACAAACAAACGUCACACGUCGCACAUGCUCGAGAGAUUUCCCCUCGAAAUUUACAAAGGAAAGCUUACUUUGGGCAAACUUCAGCCAUGAUGACAGGAGAGGAGUUGCAAAUGUUUGAUCUAAGCGCAAAACUGCCUGUCCAAGAGUCAGGUAGCUCAUCCUGUGAAAUGGAACGGAAGACAAUCCUGUCCAGAGAGAAUUCCCACAGUGAUGGUGGGUCAACCAAAUAUGGAGCAGCGGAUUAUACAAGACAAGAUGCAGUUCAAGCAGAAGCAGGGAAAAGUCGCAAAAUGAAAAAGCCUCGCCGUAUCCUGCACUUCUCUGAUGGGGUUCUUGAAGAAUAUAGUACGGAAGAUGAGGAGGAGGAAGAGAGUAAGCCUGAUUCUUUAGCUGUGACAGAUCCUAAAGCAUUAACAUGGGGUCCAUGGAUCUAUUACUGGAUGCUGUAUUCAGGCAGCUCAGUGCUUUCAGCUUGUGACUACGUUGGUGAAAGCCUAGCAAAUUUUCUGGGCAUUACAGCACCGAAGUAUCAGUAUGAAAUUGAUGAAUACAAUCGAGCUAUGGAGGAGGAAGCAAAGUUAAAAGAGGAUGAAGAAGCUGAAAUGGCGGGUUGGACAACAACUGGAGAAUUGUCAACAAAUACUGCAAGUGGAGAGACUGUAUCUUCAGACCCAACUGCCCUACAAUCACAGUCACCAACACGCACUCAGGGACAGGAUGUGAUGAGUACAACAAACAAAGAGGAGCAAGUUGAGUGUGACAAUCCGAGUGGAGAAAAACUGUCGACGUUGAGGGGCGCUUCAGCUGCAUGGCAGCGAUACUAGUCUGAUUUCUCACUAAGGACAGUAUAAUUUGAGAGUUUCAUAGAGAAUGAAGCCUUCAGUAUUCGAAAGUUUUUAAGAGGAUAUUAAGGUUGUUUUAAAAGAGUUUUCUAGUCCCUGAAUGAUCAGCACCAACUGCUCUUCAUCAUAAAAUCAUUCCUAGAGAACAUAGAAGAUUUGUAUGUUUUAGAAGCACAGAUCAAAGUUGAUUUUACAUUUGUUCUUAUUUUUAAGUCCGGCAUAGUUCUAGAGAAAAAUUUAUUGACAAAGAUUAUUGUAUACAUUUUUUGAAUGAUUUAAGAUUGAUGGUUUGAUUUUUUCCUUCUAUUUUACACUCUACACAAAGAUAAAAAGACCAGUGAAAUAGAAAGUAGGUAGAGAAGUUCAAACAUUGUAGUAUUAGAUAUCUAUUAAAGUUGAAAAUCAGUACCUGUUUUAUGAUAUCUAUUUCUCAUACUCUCUUUGAUAGGGUUAAGUCCUUUAUUGACCAAUAUAUAAAAUAACAGUCACAUAUGCCCAGACACACAGCCAUACGUACACUCAUAGGUAUUCAGGUACCCACACUCACAUCCACACUCCCAUCUACUUCCAUAUCCAUAUCAGCACCUAAAAUCCAUAGUCAGCUACAUCCACACCAACACUCAUACUUGUAUACCUAUAACCACCACACCCACCCACACAUUCCCAUACUCGGCACUAAAUAGUUACUGUAUUAUUGACAGGUUAUCCAUGAAUAAUUUCCUGCAGUUAGGCAAAUCAACUAAGAGGUUUGGUAUUUUGAAAGCUCUAUAUACAUUGCACCAGAUUUUAUAUAUGAUUGAUGCUUUAUGCAAUAAUGCAUCCCAAAUAUUGUUUGUAAUAAUUACUUUGCAGAAGGCUUUAGCCCUUGAAAAAAGAAAGUCCAAAGCUUCAUGUUCACACUAGGUGGAAAAAAUGUCUUUUCAUUAACUUUAAUGAACUAUUGUUUCUGCUCAGAUUUUUCUAAUUUGAUUAUUUACGAAAUUAUGUUUUGCACACUUUUUGAACAACUUUUAUGAAAAUACGACCAUAGCCGUAUGAUGGUAUUUAUGUGAUGACAUGUGCCUUAUUGUUACACGCUGAUUUAAUAUGUGUAACUUAUGACAUCUUUGGUAAUGAAAUCCAGAUUAAAUGAGAAGAAUAUUACUGUGAAAAAAUGGAAUGUAUAUUUAUCUUGAAAAUUCAAAUGAAUAUUGACUGGAAUACUUGCAUAGAAUGAAUUUCCAGAGAGUUGACCUACGUUUUUAGUGUGGAAUAUACAAAAUGCAACAUAUAAUUAUAUAUAAUCAAAGAGAAGUAUUUUACACUGCUUGUUUUUGUUUGUUUACAAAUUUAUGAGACAGUUCAUAAGUUUCACAUUAGUUGAAUAAAUCUGGUUUGUCUGUAGACUAAAGCUAGGAUAUAGAUUUAAAUUUGGCAAGGUUUUAUAUGUGAAGUGCAGUUACCAAUGACACAUUAGGUAUUCCCUUUGAGGUAUAAUUCUGAUUCCUGGACUCACUAACGCACUGAUUUUGAAGCCGCCAAGAAUAUAUUAUUUUCGGCUUGAAAAUGUACUGUAACUAGUGG